GAGCCACUGUCACAAGCAGAGUCACUUCGGAAUCUAGUUGACAACGCUUUGGUGAAUCUCGAGGACCAAUUUUCACAAACCCUCAACUGCUGUUGUCAGACAUCUGUCCACAACACAAUAUAACACACAAAACAUUCACAUCAAGGUCCUCAUUUAAGGAUGAAAUUUUGCAUGGCCGAUAGCAGCAGCGAGGAUAGCUCCAACAUGAAAGAGACGUUUGGUUCGAACAAGGAACAUGUUGCGCUUGUGAAAACUUCUGUUCUGGGGUGCAUUUGUAACUUCUUUCUUCUGCAUGCCCUCUGGAAGAGGCGGAAACCCUGAUACACUCGAACCCAGCUGUUUCUUCUGCAUCUGUGCCUGGCUGACCUGGUGGCCACUUUCUUCCAAGUCCUGCCACAGUUCUUCAUGGAAAUUACACACGGAUUCAAAGGCUCUGAUUUGCUGUGCAGAUCAGUAAAGUACCUAUAAGUGAUCGGAAUUUUCGCAUCCACUUACAUGAUCGUGGCCAUGACCAUAGCUCGCUAUUAUGCGGUCUGCAGACCCAUGGAGUCAUUCUUCACAGGCUCUUUCUGCAGGCAUGUUGCCAAAUGCGCAGCAUGGCUCAUCUCCCUGGCAUUCAGCAUUCCACAAGCGUUCAUCUUCUCUCUCCAAAAAGUUGGGAAGGAUGUUUACUACUGCUUGGCGACCUUUACUGAGCCCUGGGGAAACAGAAUUUACAUAACCUGGGUCACUUUGUCUCUGUUUGUUCUGCCAGCUGUGAUCUUGAUGUAUUGUCAGAUAAAGAUAUGUGCUGGGAUUUAUUUCAGUACGAAGAGAAAAACCUUGCAGGGCUGCACUGAUGAUGGAUGCACCAGAACUAAAGGAGUAUCGAGUACAUUUAUCAUCAUCCUGGUACGCAUCCUCUGCUAGCCUUUUUUCAUGGUACAGUUGUGGUCAGCAUGGAGUCCAAUCAGGGCACCCACAGAAAGUCAGUAAAACUUACAGUCUGGUCCAAAAGUUUAAAAAAAAAUUUAAAAAAAACUAUUUUGCUUUCUAAUAAUUUAAUACAGUUUUUAUUACAAAUUAUUGGAAUAACAGUUUCAGUGAUAUGCUGAAUAGAAAAAUUUACAUGGAUUUCAACUAGGGAUGCACCGAUGUAUCGGCCAGUUAUUAACCAAAUUAAAACCAUCGGCAAAUCGGUUUUAAGCAUGAAAACACCAAUAUGAAAAACUGAUGGUUUAUUCAUAAUUAAUUAUCAACACAUUUUUCUAAAUUGUAAAACUCUGUGAAUUCAAAUGCGCAAUCUAAAAACAAUGAUAGCCACAGAAUGUAGAAGGGUUGGCACUCCUAAGAACAUUUAAUUUUUAAUAAUUCUCUUUCUCACAUUAAUGAGAAAAAUAACAUUGGUAUUUGACAGUUGUGGAAGCGACACUUACCUAUACAUGAUGAGGUAAAAUCAUCCAAAACAAAUUCAAAUCAGCAAACUAUGACUUCGGAGACAUUGGUAUGGUAUCCAUUAAGGCUGUGCGAUUGAUUGAGCUAAGAUUGAAAUAGCAGUUUGGUCUUGUGCGAUUACUAAAUUUUGAAGUAAUAAUUGCAACAUGUCUUAGUGUUUUGGCCCCCUAAUUCAGUUUAAUUAUAGUUAAUGAUAAUCAGAAGUUUUUACUCUAACAUUUUUUAACUGUUUUUCUCAAUAUACUAAAUACAUAUCAAUAAACCAAAAUGGUUCAAGUCUGUUAGGCAAUGUUUGACCAAAGGAACACAUUUGUUUAAUAUUUUAUGUGUAUACAGUGUUGGGUAGUAAUGGACUACAUGUAAUCGGGGUUAUGCAAUCAGAUUACAAAAAUCAAGUACUUGUAAUUAGAUUAGGCUACAUUAAUCUAAUUACAUACUGUCACAAUAUAUUUGAGGAAGGACCCAAGGUGCAGGAUGGCAAUGAAAGGCAUUUUAUUGAAAUGAAAAACCAACAAAAUACAAACAAAACUCUCAAGAGGGAGAAAUAAAAGACAAAAAUAUAACUGAAAACAAACCGACUAGGAAAACUAAACCAAACAGGAAACAAAAACUUACUAGGGAGAAAAACAAAACAAGACAAAAGGAACUGAGAACGAACCGACUGGAUAACAGGACAGGAUACAAACAACAUGACUGGAACUGGAGACUGAACAUAGCACAACGAUCUGACGGGGAAGACAAGACAAAAGAAGAGAAUAUAAAGAGGAAGGGAAGACUGAACACAGGUAUUGCCAAUAAUAACAAGCAGCGCGAAUGACUGCUGCUGAGAGCACCUGUGGGAAACAGGAGGGAAAGAGGAAAACAAAAGCACAUGGAGAACCUGAGAGAGAAGUGGAGGAAACUGUUACAAUCCUGCCACAUCACAAAUUAAAACCAGACCAAAUGGCAAGAUCAUGACAGUUUUGAUUCUGUUUCAUACUUAAAUAUACCAUUUGUACUACAGUUAGAGAGAUCUGUUAGGUUUUCAUUUUUAUAAGUUUACAGUGCUGUAAAAAGUAUAACUGUUUAAUAUCCAGAUUUUCAUUGGUUGUUCGGACAAAGUUUUCUUUAUAUGAGUAAUUGGUUUCCCCUCCCUGCACUCUUUUGUGUCAUAAUUAUGCUCUUUGACUUGCAUGUAAUGAACCAGCCAUUGUAGAAUCAAGACUUGACUAUCUGUGACUGAUACACAUCAUACUGUAAAUUCUAAUGAACAGUACUCGUAUUUAAAGAAUAUCAACAAAGAUUGAGCAUAAUUAUCAUGUAGAAUUGGGGUCAUGCAGUGGGUUUUUUUCAUUUAAGGAGCAUAAAAGGUUUGGAAACAUUGUCAAUCCUUUUAAAUGACCUUUUUAAACUUAGAGAUUGACCUUUGGCCAGUGCAAUCAAUUUAAUGUCAUAAAAUUAUGUUAUUUUUCAUUCCUAAUGAAAAUGCAGAUAAAGACGUCUUUAAACCGUUAGGUUUGCUCAAAAUUCUGUGUAAAGACGCAAUGCUACAUAAAAGCCAAGCUAUGCUCUGACCCACAUCGGCCCCUAGUAUCAAAGGCUCUUCUGAUGUUGCUUUGGUUCUGUGUAAAUAAAAUGCAGCCUCAGAGCAGCCUUAAACUUUUUUGUUGUCAGGAUAGAGCAUAUAUUUCAUAAUUUAGUUUCAUAUUUGAAAGUUUAACUUCAUAUUUUCAUUCAUUUCAUAUUUUUAUAUUCAUAAUUUUAUUUGUAAAACAUUAAUCUCAUAACAUUAUAUAUGCUGUUGUAAUUGCUGUGUAAAUGCAUUUACGCCUGCUCUGAGCAUAAAACUGUGUAAAUACACCUAAAUGCCACUUCAGAUGCAGCUUCUGUGCCACCUUUUCAGUGUAAAGAGUAAAUGUAUUGGCUACUUGAGGAUUACAAUUCUGUGUGAUGGUUACUAUAGUGAAUGAAUGUAAUGACAACCAAUACCACAAACAUCUUAACAGUAGCGGAUCCUGGCAUAGGCGAUAUAGGCAGCUGCCUAGCGCGGCAGCGCUCUCUUGAAUUCUGCCAUUUCCUGCCCCUGACAACCGUUGUCACCGCCAUCAUUGACUGAAGGAAUUUAAGACAUUGAUUGGAGAGAGAAAUUGGGGCCUGGGUAGCUCAGCGUGUAUAGACGCUGACUACCACCCCUGGAGUCACAAGUUCGAAUCCAGGACGUGCUGAGUGAAUCCAGCCAGGUCUCCUAAGCAACCAAAUUGGCCAGUUUGCUAGGGAGGGUAGAGUCACAUGGGGCAGCCUCCUCGUGGUCUCUAUAAUGUGGUUCUCGCUCUCGGUGGGGCAUGUGGUGAGUUGUGCAUGGAUGCCAUGGAGAAUAGCGUGAAACCUCCACACGCGCUACGUCUCAGCAGUAACACGCUCAACAAGCCACUUGAUAAAAUGCGCAGAUUGACGAUCUGAGAUUCGUCCUCCGCCACCCGGAUUGAGGCGAUUCACUGCGCCACCACGAGGACUAAGAGCACAUUGGAAAUUGGGCAUUCCAAAUUGGGGAGAAAAAUCAACAACAGCAAAAAAAAAAAGAAAUAUGCCAAAUGUCCUGUAAAAUAAAGAAUCGUCUCGUGAUUAAGGGAAAAAAUUGCGUUGUGUAUAAAAUCCAUGCGAGAUGCCAUUUGUCCCGUAUUUUAGCGUCACACACCCAAACUGCUGAGAAUGUUUCACAAAUUGAGAGAAAUUGACCUGAAACACACUCUUUUCGUUGAGUUGUGUGAGAUAUUGAAUGUUGCUUUACACUGAUGAUCGGUGACGAUUAGCGCAUGUUUUCUGUCAGAAGCAAGAUAAUUUUGUCAAAAUCAUAUAGCAUUAGAGUGCAUGUUAAUUGUUUCCCACCAUUGGGAUUUUAAAACACCAGUAAACACACCUAUUCAUGACAUGCCAUUACAUUUUAUUGCAUAUGUCAGAGCUUGUUCUGAGAGAGAGAGAGAGAGAGAGAGAGAGAGAGAGAGAGAGAGAGAGAGAGAGAGAGAGAGAGAGAGAAACUGCAUUAAUUUAAAAAAAAUCUAUAUAUGGACACAGACAUCCAGAUUUACAGUCAGGUCCGGAGUGGCUAAUCGGGAAGAUCGGGAGAAUUCCCGCUGGGCCGGUCAAAAAUAGGGCCGGUUAGGUCCGCAUGUUGAUUGACAAACCUUCAUGUGUUGCAUAACAAUUGCCAGCAGUCAGUAACGUCCUGUAUUUAAGGGAUCAGAAUUGCGUUUCGUAUAAUAGCGGACGCAGUCUGUAUUUUAUGAUUUCACACACAAACAAAUGAGAGAGUAUCCUGUGAGAGACGAAACUGAUGUGCUUCACUUGACAGCACGGGAAGGAUCACGGAAGAUCCAUCGAGAACAGAUAGGCUACUAAUAGCUGAAUGGAUGAACGUGCUUCAGGUACAACAUCAUCACAAGUUUAAUACUGACUGCAGUCUCACAAUCUCAAUCAAUUAAUCUCUGAAAUCCUCUUCCCUAGCAGUGCAGAAUGAUAAUAGCACAAUUAUUUUUUGUCACAAAAUAACAGAAUACUUAAAGUAAAUGAAUACAGAUGCAACAGCACGACACGGUACGAAAAUAAUGGGACUUUACAGUCUCAAAAGUUUAAACUAAAUUAAAUGUUGAAUCAUGCGAUGAAACCCUCUUAAAGAGACAGUAACCAUUUUGCCUUUGUCCUGAAAAUUUACAAUCCAAGUAAAAGAAAAGUACAAAUGUGUUAUUUGUAGUCAUUUAUUUCACUCUUAUCAUUGUAAAAUGGCACGUUUUUGAAUGGAAUGUAAAAAAAAUUUAAAACAAUCACGCAACUUGUUUCAGUGGAUCUGUUGCUAUUUUAAUUAUCUAAAAUACAAAGCACUGACCAUUUAAAGUGUGAGCCUGUACAUCUUGAAAGAGUUAUAAACAUUUACAGUUCUAUAGUGUAAUUAUUUGCCUAGAGAGUCUUUAAAAUAAACUUAG
Myxocyprinus asiaticus (Chinese sucker) is the source of this 5390-nucleotide messenger RNA. It is a transcript of the gene avpr2l, whose product is annotated as arginine vasopressin receptor 2, like. Gene Ontology annotation, cellular component: membrane. Gene Ontology annotation, biological process: G protein-coupled receptor signaling pathway; positive regulation of vasoconstriction; regulation of systemic arterial blood pressure by vasopressin. The record is from RefSeq and is a predicted model, not a curated record. Lineage: Eukaryota; Metazoa; Chordata; Actinopteri; Cypriniformes; Catostomidae. Gene Ontology annotation, molecular function: vasopressin receptor activity; peptide binding.